GAUGAGGAAUGAUUAAAAAUAAGAUACAUUUGAUUGGUUUUUAAUUAAGGGAAAACGUGACAAAAAAUAAUCAGAAUGGCAACUUUAGAACAACAAGCCUCCAAACUUCUCGAUUUUAACCAGAAACUGGACAUAAAUCUUCUUGAUAAUAUCGUUGGAUGCCUAUAUUCAACUGUUGGAGAUCAGCAACGUGUCGCUCAAGACAUUCUAACAGCAUUGAAAGAACAUCCAGACGCAUGGACUCGGGUUGAUACAAUUCUUGAAUAUUCCCAAAAUCAGGAAACUAAAUACUAUGCUUUACAAAUCUUGGAACAAGUAAUACUGACACGGUGGAAAGUCUUACCAAGGAAUCAAUGUGAAGGUAUAAAGAAGUAUAUUGUUGGCCUUAUUAUUAAAAACUCCUCAGAUCCUGUUACAAUGGAGAAUAAUAAAGUUUACUUAAAAAAACUAAAUAUGAUACUUAUACAAGUGUUGAAGAGAGAGUGGCCUCAUAAUUGGGAAACUUUUAUUGGUGACAUUGUUGGGGCAUCUAAGACCAAUGAGAGCCUUUGCCAAAAUAACAUGGUCAUCUUGAAGCUCCUUAGUGAGGAAGUUUUUGUUUUCAGUACAGGCCAGCUCACACAAACAAAAGCUAAGCAUCUUAAGGACACUAUGUGUUCUGAGUUCAGUCAAAUUUUCACACUUUGUCAAUUUGUUCUUGAAAAUUCUCAAAAUGCACCUCUAGUGGAUGCCACUUUGCAUACACUAUUAAGAUUCUUAAAUUGGAUUCCAUUGGGUUAUAUAUUUGAAAUGAAAUUGAUAAGUACCCUUAUAUUUAAGUUUUUAAAUGUCCCGAUGUUCCGUAAUGUAACACUAAGUUGUUUAACUGAAAUAGCCGGUGUGACAGUAAGUAAUUAUGAAGAACAGUUUGUAGCACUCCUUGUGCAAACUAUGGAGCAAUUGGAGGCCAUGCUCCCUCUCACUACCAAUAUACGUGAAGCCUAUGCUGCUGGUCGAGAUCAAGAACAGGUUUUCAUUCAGAACCUUGCAUUAUUUUUAUGCACAUAUCUAAAAGAACAUGGACAAUUAAUUGAAAGAAGAGGUCUUACAAACACAUUGAUGAAUGCCCUUCGAUACCUUGUAUUAAUAUCAGAAGUAGAGGAGGUAGAAAUUUUUAAAAUUUGUUUAGAAUUUUGGAAUGCUCUUGCUGCUGAUUUGUACAAGAUUGCACCGUGUGCACACUCCGCAGGAUUAUAUAGCUUAGGUAAAAGUGUUGGACGUAAAGCUCUGUACGCUGAUGUACUUAGUUCAGUUCGUUAUAUUAUGAUAUCUCGAAUGGCAAAACCUGAAGAAGUUUUGGUUGUUGAAAAUGAAAACGGUGAAGUCGUAAGAGAAUUUAUGAAAGAUACUGACUCUAUCAACUUGUAUAAGAAUAUGAGAGAGACACUAGUUUACUUGACACAUUUGGAUUAUCAAGAUACUGAGAGAAUAAUGACAGAGAAACUUCAAAAUCAAGUUAAUGGCACAGAAUGGUCAUGGAAAAACCUUAACACACUGUGUUGGGCUAUUGGGUCUAUAUCAGGAGCAAUGAUGGAAGAAGAUGAAAAACGUUUUUUGGUAAUUGUUAUCAAGGAUCUUUUGGGCUUGUGUGAACAAAAAAAAGGCAAAGACAAUAAAGCUAUUAUUGCCAGUAAUAUUAUGUAUGUUGUUGGGCAGUACCCUCGUUUUCUUAGAGCUCAUUGGAAAUUUUUGAAAACAGUUGUAAAUAAACUUUUUGAAUUCAUGCACGAAACUCAUGAUGGUGUUCAAGAUAUGGCCUGUGAUACAUUUAUAAAAAUUGCCUUGAAGUGUCGACGACACUUUGUUACCACACAAGUUUGUGAAGCUUGUCCAUUUAUAGAAGAAAUUCUGAGUACAAUCAGUUCCAUUAUUUGUGAUUUGCAAACACUACAAGUACACACUUUUUAUGAGGCUGUUGGGUAUAUGAUUAGUGCCCAAGUUGAUCAAGUAGCACAGGAGCAACUGAUUGAGAAAUAUAUGUUACUUCCUAAUCAGGUCUGGGAUGACAUUAUUUCACAAGCUUCUCAUAAUGUUGAUAUCCUUAAAGACCCUGAAGCUGUCAAACAACUUGUAAGUAUACUUAAAACGAAUGGUCGAGCUUGUCGAGCAUUGGGUCAUCCAUAUGUUGUGCAGCUGGGAAGAAUUUAUUUGGAUAUGUUGAAUGUAUACAAGGUAAUGUCAGAAAAUAUUAGUCAAGCUAUAGCUUUGAAUGGGGUGGUUGUCACAAAACAACCACUGAUUAAGAAUAUGAGGAUUAUCAAAAAAGAGACCUUAAAAUUAAUAGCAAGUUGGGUAUCUCGCUCUACUGACAAUAGUAUGGUCUUGGAAAACUUUAUUCCUCCAUUACUUGAUGCUGUUCUUUUGGACUAUCAAAGAACUGCAGUCCCAGAUGCGAGAGAACCAGAAGUUUUAUCUUGUAUGGCAGCCAUCGUAAAUAAACUUGGAGGCCAUAUUACUUCUGAAGUUCCAAAAGUUUUUGAUGCAGUUUUUGAAUGUACUUUGGAAAUGAUUAACAAAGACUUUGAAGAAUAUCCAGAGCACCGGACUGAAUUUUUCUUGUUACUACAGGCAGUUAAUACACAUUGUUUUAAAGCAUUCCUAAGUAUACCUCCUGCACAGUUUAAAUUAGUGCUGGAUUCCAUAAUUUGGGCAUUUAAGCAUACAAUGCGAAAUGUGGCAGACACGGGACUACAGAUUUUGUAUAGAUUACUACAAAAUGUAGAACAACACCCUCAAGCUGCUCAAAGUUUCUACCAGACUUACUUAUGUGACAUAUUGGAGCAUGUGUUUAGUGUUGUAACAGACACCUCUCACGGUGCAGGUCUUACAAUGCAUGCUACAAUUUUAGCAUAUAUAUUCUCUUUGGUAGAAACUGGCCGAGUUUCUGUGCCUCUCGGACGUACUCCAGACAAUGUUCUUUAUAUCCAAGAAUAUGUGGCAAAUCUUCUAAAAACAGCAUUCCCACAUUUGACAGAUAAUCAAGUUAAGAUUACUGUUCAAGGAUUGUUCAAUUUGGACCAAGACAUACCUGCCUUCAAAGAUCAUCUACGAGAUUUCUUAGUCCAAAUAAGAGAAUAUACUGGUGAAGAUGAUAGUGAUCUAUAUCUUGAAGAACGAUUAUUCGCACUUCGUCAAGCUCAGGAAGAGAAGAGAAGGGUACAGCUAUCCGUGCCGGGCAUUAUUAAUCCGCACGAAUUGCCCGAAGAAAUGCAAGAUUAAUAAUUAUAGUUUAAGUAAGGAAGGUUGAAAAUGAUAACAGUUCACUAAAUAUGAAAUAAUGAAUGUAUGUCUUAAGGCAACUUUAAUCAACAGUCAAACAUAAAUUAUCAAUUCAAUCAAUUGUGUACCAAAAAUUUUAAUAAUAACUGAAAUUUAAGGUAACAUAAGAAAUAUUAUAUUUUAAUUAACUUUAAAUAAUUAAUUUCAUUAGAUAUAUAUCUGUUUGUUGAAAAUAGAAAAAUUGCUUUUUUUGCUGUCCACUCCUUGCAUUUAUAAUCGUAAUGCUGUCACAUUAGCGUGGACUGUUAUCAUUAAGGCAAAAAAUCUUGUGCUUGUUAAAAUGAUACCUUGCUAUGUCAGUGUGUACAAAGGAUCGCCUGAAACAAUGGAAGAUGAUGAAUGUAAGUUGCAAGGUUACAUCAAAAACCUCAAAAAGGAUACAUUUUACGAGCAUAAGACACAGUACAUGGCCUUUUCUAUUUAUAGGUAAAAUCAUGCAACAAUCUACAUUGCUAGAGAAUAAUUCCAGAAAUAUGUAUUUCUGUUUCCAAUAUAACAUGGGAUUGUAGGUAAUGAAAUCUCUGUGAUGGCUCCAGUGUCGGAUGUACAACACGUGCGAUAUAGAAUCUGAGUAUUAUGAGUAGAUUCUAGGAAAAAUAAGUGAAUUGCUGUUAGUUAACGUUUUAUAAUUUUUUGUUUAAUGUUGUCGAAACUAACUUCAUAAUGGUUUGGGAAUCAAACAUUCGAGAUUUCCGAACGCGUUUUGGGCCCGAUUAAUUGUCGAAAUCUUUCAAUUUGUGUUUGAAAUAAACAGAUAAUUGUA
This is a messenger RNA of Melitaea cinxia (Glanville fritillary), 4081 nucleotides long. RefSeq names its product exportin-1 (gene emb). Gene Ontology annotation, cellular component: cytoplasm; nucleus. The record is from RefSeq and is a predicted model, not a curated record. Gene Ontology annotation, molecular function: nuclear export signal receptor activity; small GTPase binding. The coding region runs from base 76 to 3258 and encodes 1060 amino acids. NCBI's taxonomy places the organism in Eukaryota, Metazoa, Arthropoda, Insecta, Lepidoptera, Nymphalidae. Gene Ontology annotation, biological process: protein export from nucleus; ribosomal large subunit export from nucleus; ribosomal small subunit export from nucleus. The transcript has 3 exons.